This is a messenger RNA of Condylura cristata (star-nosed mole), 1382 nucleotides long. RefSeq names its product thymic stromal lymphopoietin (gene TSLP). Gene Ontology annotation, molecular function: cytokine activity. The transcript is spliced from 5 exons. The record is from RefSeq and is a predicted model, not a curated record. The coding region runs from base 1 to 672 and encodes 223 amino acids. Lineage: Eukaryota; Metazoa; Chordata; Mammalia; Eulipotyphla; Talpidae.
AUGAUGUUGACCUUACAUACUCAGUCUCCCGGCUCAGGUGUGCCCACUUACACAUGGCCACACAACACUCCAGGUGUCCAGUAUCAGGCACACGUAGCCCAAGCCCAUGCUCCCAAGUGCCUCCUGCAUUCAAAGCUGCAGAUGACAAGCACCGAGUUCGAUCAUUUGGACUGUGAAGACCAGGUGAGUAGAGGAUCAGUGCUCUGGCUUUCUCCCGAGAAACGCCGGGAUUCCCGGGAGCAGGGUGUGCGAUGUGGAAACCCAGGCGGUGGAUGGGCUCCCAGGCGAUGCAGAUCGAGGACAGACGACCGAGUAGCCGGCACCCGACCGCCGGAAAUGGGACUCCUGCGAGUGGGCAGUUUCGGCCGGACGGCGACCCGGGAGGAGCGGGCGUCCGCGCAGUCGGAUUGCCUGGCUCAAAUCGAACGCGUUACCUUUACUCCCACUCAUGGCUGCCGGUCGCUUGCCGAGGAAAAUUUUGCGGUAGGAACCAAGACCGCGUUCAUUCGUCAGUGCCAAGGAUACUCCGGAAUGCAGAUAAAUAAGACCCAGGCAGUGAAGAUCAGAAAGAAAAGAGAAGUUCCAACAAAUGAAUGCCUGGAGCAAGUCUCAUACUUAAUAGAAUUGUGGCGUCGUUUCAGUCAACUUACAAGAAAACAAGAUAAAUUUUGAUUGUGACUAUUGCACAGUGACAAAGUAUCUUUAGUAGAUUGAUAGAAUGUUAACUGUGAUAUUUAAAAGAUCACUCAUAGGUAUUUUUUUAAUUACAGAUUUAAUAACUUAUUUUUGUGAACUUUCAUGGUUCAGGUAAAUUUUACAUGUGAGGAAAUUAUUAUUUCUCAAAUUUGGAGGUGUGAAGAUAUGUGGGGGGAGGAUGGCUUCUAUAACAUUGAUGCCUGGACCCCUGGCUGUAUAGCAGUAGUUCAUGUUUGGGACUACAUAAUAAAGGAGGUUCUAAAAGUGUAGUAUAUUAUUUUUCCUUCACAAAAGAAGCAUGUUAAACUCAGUAGCAUUUAAACCUUUCUUUAAAAGGAAGACAUUUCUUGAUUUGUACAGACACCUGUGUUCUUAUUAAAAAACUGCAAAAAGGAAAGUAAAAGCGAAAGGAUGUACAAAAAUUUGUACAUAUGAUGAAGCAAUGUGAAAUACUUUCCAAGCAAAAUAUUGUGAAAUCCAAAUUUUCUAAGAGACAAGAGUAGUAUAUGCAAGUAGAUCCCAAAGAUGUGCCAUGUCACUUCAUAUUUGCAUUUACGGAAUAAUAUUUUUAAUUUAUUUUGUCGGGUCUUUUUAAAUGUACAGUUUGCUUUGUAAUUAACACUACUUCUUAGUAAAACAAUUAUCAAAAACAUUUCUUAUGAAUAGUCCUUUUAAUUUACUUUGGA